Haliotis rufescens (red abalone) is the source of this 5028-nucleotide messenger RNA. RefSeq names its product coiled-coil domain-containing protein 85C-A-like. The record is from RefSeq and is a predicted model, not a curated record. Bases 155 to 2107 code for a protein of 650 amino acids. Lineage: Eukaryota; Metazoa; Mollusca; Gastropoda; Lepetellida; Haliotidae. The transcript has 7 exons.
CACCUAGCGGGAAUUUACCUAAGACGGGAAAGUCGGCCAUGUUUACGAUUUAUUGACGGAUUAGGUGCAUGGAUUUCCCUCACAAAAUGGACUGAUACACAUUGUUUAUCAUUGUUUGGCUUUCGAUUUCGAUAAAACAACCUGAUCCCACAACAUGGACUGGGAAACGCAUCGGCCGAGUGCGCCAUCCACACCCACUAGCAUGUCGAGCCAGUCAACUGGAACGAGUUCGACUCGUGCACUUCCCUACAAGACAUUCAACCCCAGUCCUUCAGUGACGGCGCUCACCAAACUGUCAGACGAGGAACUGCGACGUAAAGGGGCAGAGGACCUAAUAAGGAUCUUGAGACGGGUGGAAUGUGACUACAAAUACCUGUUGACCGAAUUAACUGGCCUUACAAAGGACGCUAACAGAAGGAUCCAGAUCCACCUCAUGGAAAUACGGAGUUUAAAAGAUAUUAAUCAAAAAUUACAAGAUGAUAAUCAGGAAUUGAGAGAUUUAUGCUGUUUCUUAGAUGAUGAUAGACAAAAGGGGCGAAAACUUGCCCGUGAAUGGCAAAGAUUUGGUAGGUAUACAGCGAGUGUAAUGAGAAGUGAAGUGGCUGCUUACCAGGAAAAAUUGCGUGAACUCGAACAGAAGCAAGAAGAGUUGAUCAAGGACAACACUGAAUUGAAAGAAUUAUGCCUCUACCUGGAUCAAGAGAGGGUACAGUUCACAGGAGCCAGAGAUGAAGGAGAUGGAAGCAGUAAUGGUACUACAACUGCACAUGAAGAGGGGCCUGCCUCUCACUUGCUUCAUCAACCAAUGAUCACGAGUCAGUCUGUGGGUGGACAUUCAAACAGGACAUCAAACAUUCCUGAACAAACAAUGAACUACAUCAAACAGCUGGAGAACAAAGUUCGACAUUUGGAAGAUGAAAAGAAACAGACAGGGCAACAGAGAGACCGUAGUGGCACAGAUGGCUACCGACAAAGUACAAGUGGCCAGUUGAGCAACAGGCUGGAUGCGUUACAACCAUCAUCUGGAGGUGUUCUGCGUCGGUCUGGGCCCAUGGGGCAUGUGUCAGGUGCUGCCCCCUCCCUCACAACACCAUCAGCAGGGGCCAGUAAACCAGAGGCAGUUGUGCAUGCUAUGAAGGUUCUGCAAGUGCAUGAGCAACUGGAAAGAGCUGAACGAGACGUUGGAGAUGAGAACUUGGACGACAAGGAGAAGGCCAUUGUCAGGGAGAUGUGUAAUGUUGUAUGGAGGAAACUUGGUGAUGUGGCGCCGGAAAGGAAUAACCUUCGGACUGGUUAUCCAGGAUCCUCCGCCCCAUCUCGGCAGGGUUAUCCUCCACCUCCACCCCCUGACUCUUUCUCCCCACCCCCACCUGCUCCAGGGAUCAGUUCUGGUCCCCAGUCUCUAGGAUUCCAGUCUCCUCCCCCUCCCCCUGGCUAUAAUCCUCCUUCGUCACUUACACAUCAUUCUGCUAAUUCAGGACUUACCACCCACCCCACUAGCUCCAGCUUGAACAGCCAUCCGUCAAAUUCCACAAUGAAUAGCCAUCCUAGUUCUACAAUGAACCACCACACAUCGAACUCCAUGAUGAACCAUCACCCAACAUCAAGUUACCACCCCACAACGUCCAUGAGCUAUCACCCCUCGACCUCGUCUAUGGGCCACCAUUCUUCAACAUCAUCAAUGGGACACCAUCUGUCUAGCUCCUCCAUGGGGCAGCAUCCAUCGAUGAGUCACCACCCCUCAACGUCUUCUAUGGGCCAACAUUCUAUAUCUUCCUCUGGACCUCCACCGAUGAACCAUCUACCUUCAUCAAGUUCCCAUGGGCAUCCUGGUCACUCAUCACACAUGUAUUCCAACACCAUGUCAAACAAUGGCCCUAGUUCCAGUCUGGGACAUCACAGCACCUCUUAUUCAUCCCAUCCCCCUCAGAGCUACCGCCACCCCCCACCUAUACCUGGAAGUCACCUGCAAGCCCAGAGCUCCCCACACACUCCUCCCCCUUCUACACCCAUCCCUAUGGAACAACCCCCACCCCCUGCCCCAAGACAAAUGCAUUAUCACCAGGAAUGGAGGCAGAAUUUCCUUGAUGGAUCUGGACAUCGAUAGAAAAUUAGGGAAGUGAUACUUCCAUUCCAUAAGUAAUCAAGAACUGCUUAGUGCUACACUAGUCUGCUGGGCACAUGCAUGACUAGAAUGCCAUAUACCUACCGGGGAAAAUAUAUCUCACAGCCUGUUUGAACCAUUAUCACUGUGAUAUAGUAUAUACAUGUAAUAAGGAGUCUUGUCAAGUGUUCACUGAAGCUGAAAAGUAUAUUAAGUUUUUCACCAGUCACUACAUAUACAUUUCCUGUGGUGAUGCAGAUCAAUUUACAGAACAAGCAGGUACUUUGUCUUUUAGUGCCAUUUAGAAGAUGUAGUCAAUGAAACAGUACUAAGACAUCGGAGUGAAGGAAUGAAAGAUGUUGAAAUCCAAACCUCUAUCUCUUCAUCAAUGGGGUACUUUACUGACAUGGCUUUGUUGAUUUUCAUUGCAUGAAAUUCAAACAGCCAUCCAUGGUAUGAUUAAUUUCAAUAUAGAGAUUAAGUGGGAUUUCUUUAAUCAGCUUCCUCAGUAUUUAGACAAGGUUUGUAACAGAUGAAUAUGAACAUGUUGAAGGUCUCUUAUGGUGAAUAAUCAUUUGAUUGUACUAUGCAUGUUAUCAUCCCCACUUGGAUUCUGUUACACCAGCCACUUUGGUAAGGUGCCUGUUGAUUAAUGUGUUGUAUGGUAAACUAAAUGCAGUAGGUAAUUAACGAGAAACCUAACUUUCAAAGUAUCAUAUUACUUUCAUCUUGACAUUACUUGAUUUAUAUUAGUAGUAUAUUUUCUAUGAGUGUCCAUUAAAUUCAAUCUGUUCAUAAGAAUUUAUGAGUUCAUUUGUCACUUUUUAUAUCUACAUGAAUAAAUGUUUGUCAAUGUUUCCACUGCCAAAGUGUAAUUUUACUGUUAUUAGCUGUUCUAUUUAUUGUUUGAUAAAUGUGUGCAAUUUCAGUUUCAGUCAUGAUAAUUAUGUUUAUUGUUUCAUAAUUUUCCAAAGCUUUUUUGUUUGGUUGAAAGGGGUAUAUUUCAGCAGACAGAUGUCUGUAAAACCCUUAUCUAUAUAAAGGAAGAGCCUGGGCAGGCAAAAAUGUUCUGAGAUGGAAGAAAUAACUUAAUUAUGGCAUGAAAAUAUACAUUAUUUGUAGCUGUUCGAACAGUACUCCGGCACAUCAUUUGUUUGAAAAUAUCCUGACCAAGAAUUCUGUCUCAAACAUUUUACUGACACUGAAGGGGCGGUCGGGUAGCCUAGUGGUUAAAGCGUUAGCUCGUCACGCCGAAGACCCGGGUUCGAUUCCCGACAUGGGUACAAUGUGUGAAGCCCAUUUCUGGUGUCCCCCGCCGUGAUAUUGCUGGAAUAUUGCUAAAAGCGGCGUAAAACCAUACUCACUCACUCACACACUCACUGACACUGAAAAAUAAAAUGGAAAUCUUGAACUUGGUGAGGGAGUAACUGGUCUAAUGUAUCAUUUGCUGUUAUACAGCUGUGUAUUCAAUGAGACUAAAUGUACAUGUGGAAUAAUGACUGAUCUACACGUGUUGCUGAUCUGAAAAUGCAGAGCCGUGUAUCAUUUUGCUUUGCAUUUAACAUUUAGUGUAUAAAGUAUUGUAUGUAGCUUAUUUACCUCUAUAUUAUCGUGGGUUGUUUUUUUCACCAUCUUCACAAUAGGGCAUGUUCAGUGUUGUUUCUUCUAUAACCAUGUAUGUAGAUAUGUUGGAGUUUGUGCUGUAUUUAACAGUGUGCUCUUUGUAGGUGUAGUUUGCUAUGUAAGACUAUAUUGAAUCUUCCUGUGAUAACAUAUCCUCCUAUUAUUUUUCGGAGAUAGGAGGUGUUGUUACUUUCAUCGAACCAGCUGUAUGAAUUGACAUCCAGUGUUGUGAAAAUCUCAUCAAGAUGAAUUGUACAAUUACAGGACUUUAUUCCUGUUGUGCCUAUACUCUUCACCUGCUGUCGUCACUGAUGAGGAUUUGUUUUGUCAUCGAAUUUAACCAACAAAAGUUUGUUUGCUCAUUUGAAGCAUAUAUAGAACAUGAUAAAUGAGAAAAUAUGACAUUGUUGGAUUUUAAGGUUAGGAAAACAAUACCAUGCCUUACACUCACUACACCAACACCUCCAUUGCCCACACCAACACCUCCAUUGUCCACACCAACAUCCACUCCACCAACGCCCACACCAACACACCACCGCCCACACCGACAUCCAUUCCACCAACGCCCACACCAACAUCCACUCCACCAACAACACCAACACCCACUCCACCAUCGCCCACACCACCGCCAACACCACCACUGCCCACACCGACAUCCAUUCCACCAACACCAUCGCUCACAUCAGCAUCCACUCCACCAACACCACCAUCGCCCACACCUCUACCACCAUUGCUCUUAUACCACCACUAUAGUGUCUGAAACUGCAUGUGGUUUCCAUUGUAUGGCUGCUGUCUGGGCCUGAUUACUUUUAUCAGUAUUAAGGUGUUGUCAGUUCGCUUUCUGCACCAUAUUUCUCUACAUUUCUGAUAAUGAAACUGUUUCUAUUACAUAUCUCUUUUGUGAAGAUAGACAAGAAGUGAGACCUCUUUUACAGAGAGUAAGAUCAUGCUAUGGUUGUGAGUUUAAACUUAGUGUUCCCCAAAUGUUGUCAAGUGAUGGCACUGUAAUUUUACAUAUAGCACUAUUUUCCUAUUCUGAUGGUUGUUUUCACUGGUUAUACACAUGGUUUUACUCAGCCCAUUUUUACUUCUACACUAAUUUAUCAGCCUUACAAAAUCAAAAUUUGGGGGAAGGUAAUGGUCUUCCUAAAUACACUUUACGCUGUAUUUAGAUUGUUAAUUUUAUGUAUAUUUUACCUUCACUGUACAUACAAUGAAAUAUUUGUACCGAGAAUGGUCACAUUUGUUUUUUGGUAUUAAACUAGUCAAAGACACUAGUUAUUAAAAUACUUAUUCACUAA